AUGCCUCAGAAGCGGCAGGCUGCCAGCAUCCUUCUUCUCACAUUCCUGGGUCUGUCUGGGCUGGUUGGCGCAGUUACCAGGACAUACCACAUUGGGAUUGUGGAAGAAUACUGGAACUAUGUUCCCCACGGGAAGAACAUUAUUACUGGGAAAAGUUUCGCAGAAGACAAGCUUGCAACCUUAUAUCUGGAAAGAGGGCCCAACAGGAUAGGAAGUCUUUACAAAAAGGCUGUUUACAGACACUACACAGAUGAGACCUAUUCCAAGGAGAUCCCCAAGCCCCCCUGGCUUGGAUUUUUGGGCCCCAUCUUGAAGGCUGAAGUGGGUGAUGUGAUCGUCAUCCAUUUAAAGAACUUUGCGUCCCGCCCUUACUCUUUGCAUCCACAUGGCGUUUUCUACAACAAGGACUCAGAAGGAGCCCUGUAUCCAGAUGGAACAUCUGGAAGGAACAAGGAUGAUGACAUGGUUCCUCCUGGCAAAAACUAUACCUACGUCUGGCCAGUGAGUGAAGAAUAUGCUCCUGCCCCAGCAGAUGCAAACUGCCUGACUUGGGUAUACCAUUCACAUAUUGAUGCCCCUAAGGACAUCUGUUCUGGGCUAAUUGGCCCACUGCUAGUGUGCAAAGAAGGUAUCCUGCACAGUUAUUCAGGAACAAGGACUGAUGUAGACCGGGAGUUUGUUAUAAUGUUCACUCUUGUGGAUGAGAAUCAAAGCUGGUACCUGGAUGAAAAUAUCAGACAAUUCUGCACUGAUCCUGAUUCAGUUGACAAAGAAGAUGCUGUUUUCCAAAGAAGUAACAAAAUGCACGCACUCAAUGGAUACCUCUUUGGAAACUUCCCUGAACCUGAUAUGUGCGUUGGUGAAUCAGUGUCCUGGCACCUAUUUGGGAUGGGGAAUGAGAUAGACAUCCAUUCCAUCUAUUUUUAUGGCAACACCUUCAUCAGUAGAGGGCAUCGGACUGAUGUUGUCAACCUGUUCCCAGCCACCUUCCUGACAUUAGAAAUGAUAGUUGAGAAUCCUGGAAAGUGGAUGAUAACCUGCCAAGUCAGUGAUCACCUCCAAGCUGGCAUGCUGGGGCAAUACAAUGUUGGUAACUGCAAAAGUGGUAUUUCUCAGCCCAAGAUGAAGGGUCAACAGAGGCGCUACUUUAUAGCAGCUGAAAAAAUUCUUUGGGAUUAUGGUCCUCAAGGCUAUGACAAAUUCAGCGGUCUUCCCCUAAAUGCCUCUGGCAGUGACUCUGAGCUCUACUUCAUACAAGGGGACAACAGAAUAGGAGGGAAAUACUGGAAGGCUCGGUACACAGAGUAUGUUGAUGCAACUUUUACUCGAAGAAAGAGAUUCUCUGAGGCAGAAGCCCACCUUGGAAUUCUGGGUCCCGUCAUCAAGGCAGAGGUGGGUGACACUCUAUUAGUGACAUUUGCCAACAAAGCUGACAAGGUCUACAGUAUUUUGCCCCAUGGUGUGAUCUAUGACAAAGCUUCUGAUGCAGCCCCAAACGUAGAUGGAUUUCUGAAGCCAGGGGCACAUGUUAAGCCCGGUGAGAUCUUCACAUACACAUGGACGGUGCCUGAAAGUGUCAGCCCAACAGCUGAUGACCCACCCUGUCUGACUUACCUUUACUUCUCAGCCGUUGAACCGAUCAAGGACACGAGCUCAGGCCUUGUAGGGCCUUUGCUAGUCUGUAAAAGGGGUGUUCUCAAUGCUGAUGCAACACAGAAAGGAAUAGACAAGGAAUUUUACCUACUAAUCACAGUCUUUGAUGAGAAUCUGAGCAGGUAUCUUGAUGAAAAUAUUCAGAAGUUUACCUGGCAUCCCUUCAGCGUUGACAAGGAGGACAAAGAGUUUGUGAAGUCCAACCGAAUGCACGCUAUUAAUGGCUACAUGUAUGGCAACCAGCCAGGCCUAACCAUGUGCAAAAAGGAUAGAGUCUCCUGGCAUCUGAUUGGAAUGGGCACCGACACGGACAUGCAUGGAGUUUAUUUUCAAGGGAACACCAUCCACCUACGAGGGACUCACCGGGACUCCCUGGCCCUGUUUCCCCAUGUCUCCACAACGGCAUUCAUGCAGCCAGACCGUGCAGGCGUCUUCAGGGUCUUUUGCUCCACCCUGCACCACUUGGCGAGAGGCAUGCAUCAGAUAUAUGAGGUCAGCAGCUGCGGCAAUAAGGACCCUCCUGAGCAGCCCUAUGGGAUGAUAAGAACCUUUUACAUCGCCGCUGAAGAGGUAGAAUGGGAUUAUGCCCCUAACAAAAACUGGGAGUUCGAAAAGCAGCACUUGGACGCAGGAGGGGAAAGACACGGAGAUAUAUUCAUGAACCACACUGAAAACUGGAUCGGCUCUCAGUAUAAGAAAGUGGUUUACAGGGAAUACACCAAUGGAGAAUUUGUGGAGCUCAAAGCUCGACCGCCACAAGAGGAGCAUUUGGCACUCCUGGGCCCAAUGAUUCACGCCGAGGUGGGGGACACCAUCCUGAUCAUAUUUAUGAACAAGGCCAGUAGGCCCUACUCCAUCUCAGCCCAGGGUGUGGAGGACACGGAUAGUGGGAAGCGGCUCCAAGUGCCCGUCACAAAGCCAGGAGAAAUAAAAACCUACAGAUGGAAUGUCCCUAAAAGGUCCGGUCCAGGGCCAUCUGACCCAAAUUGUAUUCCAUGGGUUUACUAUUCAACAGUAAACUUUGUGAAGGAUACAUACAGUGGUUUGAUGGGUCCUCUGAUUACAUGCAGAGAAGGAGUGUUGAAUGAAAAGGGAAGAAGAAGCGACGUUGAUUAUGAAUUUGCUCUCUUGUUUUUGGUAUUUAACGAGAAUGAAUCCUGGUAUCUGGAUGACAAUAUUAAGAAGUAUCUUAAUAAAGAUCCACGAGAUUUUAAGCCCUCUGAUGAUUUUGAGGAGAGCAACAAAAUGCAUGCUAUUAAUGGGAAGAUUUUUGGGAACCUUCAUGGACUCAUCAUGAAUGAAGACACAAUGACCAACUGGUACCUGUUAGGAGUAGGAGAUGAAGUGGACAUACACACCAUUCAUUAUCAUGCUGAGAGCUUUCUUUUCAAGAUAGGUAAAUCUUAUCGAGAAGAUGUAUAUGACCUCUUUCCAGGGACAUUCCAAACCAUUGAACUGUUUGCAGAUCACCCAGGGACGUGGUUGUUACAUUGUCAUGUGUCUGACCAUAUUCAUGCUGGCAUGGAGACAACCUACACAGUCCUUCGAAACAUAGACAACAGGAUUCCAUACUCCACCAAGUCUCCUUCCGGAGGUGCAUCCGGAUCCGCGCCCUCUAACGAACCCGGCAAGGAGCAGCUCUACUUCUUUGGCCAGAGUCUGGAUCCCAGAGGAGCCCGAGCAGCCUUGGUCGUCCUCUUCGUCCUCGGCCUCCUCCUCCUGGUCCUCUCGGUGGUCCUCUCGUUCAAGCUGUGCUCCGCGAGGCCGCGGGCGGCGUACUUGGAGGUCCAGUCCUGCGCGCUCCCCACCGACGCCCUGUGACCCCCGCGUCCUCCGCAGGGAGACAGAACAGGGCACCGCUCCCCGAGGACCCUGCCGCUGCUUCCCGGGUCAGGCUCCGAUCCUCUGGAACAGAUUCAAAGCAAUGUGCUUUUCUUUAUUUAUUUUUAAAGGGGCUGUGAAUAAUCCUCAGGUAUAAAAUAGAAAAAGAAGAGUGGGCAUGACUGAGAAAGCAGACCCAGUCUGUUCUCUGAAUGAGCUCGUCGAAGUGCAAAGACCCUCUGAAAGAUACAUUUAUUUUCCAUCUUUCAUAAUUCCUAGAUUAGACAGUGCUUCCUUACCAUCAAAGUCUCUAUAGAUGGCCAGUUUCAGGAAAGAGUUACACUGCCUCAGACAUCUAACUGGAAUGGCACUGAUUUUUCAUCUCUGUUAUGGAAGAUGCUUCCCUUAGUGGUUCCAGGAAAAAUAACGUUCUGGGGUGUCCCUGAAAAUGUCUAAAUCAGUAUCUACUGAUAAAAUUUGACCAAAAGACUUUUUUGGAGGCUUUAGCCAGCUCCCCUGGCCUUCUCCCUUUUAAUAUAAAUAGCCUGUGCACUGUUUGCUA
This is a messenger RNA of Cervus elaphus (red deer), 4036 nucleotides long. It is a transcript of the gene HEPHL1, whose product is annotated as hephaestin like 1. Gene Ontology annotation, biological process: iron ion transport. The coding region runs from base 1 to 3474 and encodes 1157 amino acids. The record is from RefSeq and is a predicted model, not a curated record. Gene Ontology annotation, cellular component: plasma membrane. The transcript is spliced from 20 exons. Lineage: Eukaryota; Metazoa; Chordata; Mammalia; Artiodactyla; Cervidae. Gene Ontology annotation, molecular function: copper ion binding; ferroxidase activity.